Stereum hirsutum FP-91666 SS1 is the source of this 912-nucleotide messenger RNA. RefSeq lists its product as uncharacterized. The transcript has 5 exons. The coding region runs from base 1 to 912 and encodes 303 amino acids. The record is from RefSeq and is a predicted model, not a curated record. Lineage: Eukaryota; Fungi; Basidiomycota; Agaricomycetes; Russulales; Stereaceae.
AUGUUCACCUCCACCUUCACCACCCUCGCCUCCAUGGUCGUUCUCGCCACCGCCGUCGCCGCUUCCCCCAUCGCGCGCGCCGACGCCAUCACCGACACCCAAGUUCUCAACUUCGCUCUGACCCUGGAGCACCUCGAGAACGCCUUUUACAAGGAGGGUCUCGCCAACUACUCCGACGCCGACUUCGAGAGCGCUGGCUUCCCCAGCUGGGUCCGCAACCGCUUCACUGAGAUCGCCGCCCAUGAGGCUUCUCAUGUCGCCUUUUUGUCGUCCGCCCUUGGCUCAAGUGCCACUCAGCCUUGCACGUACUCGUUCGGCGUGACAGAUGUCAAGUCCUUCGUCGACACGAGUUACGCGCUCGAAGGUGUGGGCACCGCCGCCUACACCGGUGCCGCUGCUCUCAUCUCAACCAAGGCGUAUUUGACCGCCGCUGCUACCAUCCUCACCGUCGAGGCUCGCCACGACGCUUGGGUCGGUUCCGCCGUCAAGCAAGGCGCCGCUUGGAGCACUGCCUACGAGACUCCUCUUGACCCUAACCAGGUCUACACUCUCGCCUCGGCAUUCAUCACCUCCUGCCCCUCCUCCAACCCCCCUCUCCCCGUUACUGGUUUCCCCGCGCUCACCGUUUCGGCCGAGGGUACCCGUGCCCCCGGCAGCUCGCUCAAGUUCGCCUCCAAGGCCCUCACCGACGCUUCGAACCUGUUCGCCGGGUUCUUGAACGGUCAAACCGCCACCGUCGUCCCUCUCAACUCUGACAUGACCGUGACCGUCCCCGAGGGCCUAUUCGGCACCGUCUACGUGAUCAUCACCAACUCCAGCUCGGAGGUGACCGACGCCAACACCGUUGCCGGCCCCGCGAUCUUGGAGCUCGAGUUCAACUCGCAGGAGGCGUUCAUUGACACGAAGUUCUGA